CAUGAGGAAAACCCAGUCCCGCGGCCCGCGCUCCUCGCACCACACGUCCUCGUGUCUCCGGCCGCCUCUACCUGACAAACGAGUGCCAAAUACGCUAACAUCGCGCACAUAGUUUUAAUAUGUUACCCGAGUGCAACUUCGUUGUGGUUCUGUGUACGAAUGACAAACGAAAGUGAGACUGAUUGGGUGAGCGUGUGUCAUCGUGUGUAUUUGUGUGAGCGAGUGUAAUGUAGCAGCCGUGGGGAGUAUGGUCGGUAUGCGGCGGCGCGGCGCGGCGGAGGCGCGGCGGGAGCGGCUGCUGCUGCCGCUGCUGCUGCUGCUGCUGCUGCCGCUGCCGGCGGCACGAGCAGCCUGCCCCGUCUGUCCGCCGCCGCCCGCGCGCUGUAAUUACAUGGCAUCAGCUACGGGAGAGUGUUUCUACAGCAUCGACAACACCACAAAAGGUGACAAUUUUGUGAUCAGUACCUCGGAGAGCUACAUUGGAGUGACGUGUAUACCAGGAAUGUCCCUGGACAGCCCAUCCUUGCCGCGCUUCCAGCAACGGCUCGUGGUGAGCAAAGCUGUGUUGGACAAGUGCGCGCCACCGGGCAUCGCGUACGCGGCGCUGCUGGCGUGGCUCAACGUAACCGUACUGGACACGCUGCAGUUGACGAGGCUGCCGGCCGCCACGUUGCGCGCUGACCACCUGGAGGGACUCUCUAAGCUGGAGAAGCUGGACAUGCUGGCGGCCGACGUGGGCCGGCCCGCGGCCGCGCACGCCGCCUUGCUGCGCGCCACGCCUGCGCUCACACAGCUGCGCGUGUCCGGCGUGCGCCUGGCGGCCGCCGCGCUGCAGCAGCUGCCGUCCUCCCUCAGCUCGCUCCGGCUGCAGGAGGCGGGGCUAACCGCGCUGCCGGGCGCCACGCUGGGCGCGCUGCCGCGGCUGCGCCUGCUGGAACUGGAGGACCGCGCGCUGCGCCAGCCGCCCGAGCUGCGUGCCGCGCCGGCGCUGCGCCAGCUCGUACUCACCGCGCUCAACAUGCAAGGCACGCUGCUACCGGGGGCGCUGGACCAGGUCACGCUUAAGCUGGGGCCGGGCGCGCGGCUGGCGGGCGAGUGCCGACUACGGCAGCUGACGCUGAUCAGCGACAGCGUGAGCGCGGUCCCCUCCGCGUGGCUGGCGAACUGCUCCCGGCUGAAUAAUCUGACUCUGAGAUUGCGGAACUUGACCGCGCUCACGGGCAGAGAGUUCUCAAACCUAACCGAACUCCAACGCUUGACUCUGAGCGGAAGUCCGCAGCUACAAGAUCUUCCGCAGGGACUGUUCGACGACAUGCGAAACCUGACCGUGCUUAAUCUCUCCAACAACAGUAUUACUCGACUACCAAGCAACAUCUUCUCGCGGCUGCGGCGGCUGCGGGUGCUGGAUCUGUCGCACAACGCGCUAGCGGCGCAGUCCGAGGAGGCGCUGUCUCCGCUGUCGGCUCUGGAGACCACGCUGCAGUCGCUGGUGCUGUCGCACAACCCGCUCGGAGACCUAUGCGCGCCCACCUCCUCCAUCAUUGGCGGGGAACAGUGGUCAUGGCUCCCUCGGUUUAAUUCGUUAAGAACCCUGCAGCUAGCUGCGACGGGCGCGGAGCGGCUGUGCCCCGACUGGCGCCGCAUGCUCAGGCUGGAGCACCUCGACUUGAGCAAUAACAGCCUCACCGAACUGCAGUGGAGUGACAUGCAGUGGACGCGGUCGAACACGACGCGCGUGGUACUCACCGGCAACCCGCUGCGUUACAUACUGCUGACGCAGCCGCAGUACGAGCGAUCCAAUAGGUCCGCGCCGCUUGCAGAUACGCCGCAGGUGAAGUUUGAAUUAAAGGGAGCCAGGCUGCGCUGCGACUGCACGAUGUACUGGUUCGCGCGCGCGCGCCAGGAGAAGCUGCUGCCCGUCUCGUUCAACGCGCUGGAGUGCGCCGCGCCGCGCGACAACGGCACCGUGGCCAUCGACGACUUCGGCGUCGACAACAUGGUGUGCGGCGUGAGAGCAGGCUGCCCGCGGCCGUGCUCGUGCUGGUGGCGCCCGCGGGACGGGCGCACGGUGCUGCAGUGCUCGGGCCGCGGGCUGCGCGCGCUGCCGCCCGUGUCGUGCGCCGGCGCCGGCUCGCUCGAGCUGGAGCUGCGCGCCGACAACAACAGCAUCUCGUCGCUGCCGGCGGCGCUGCCCGCGUGCCUGCGCCACGUGGACCUGCGCGGCAACCUGCUGAGCACGGCGCCCGCGGCGCAGGCCGCCGCGCUGCUGGGCGCCGACCGCACGCUGCGCCUGGCCGGCAACCCGCUGCAGUGCCGCUGCGGGGCGCCGCUGCUGGCCAGCCUCGCGGCGCACCUGCCGCAGCUGCGGGACGCGGCCGCGGUGCGCUGCGCCGACGGCAGCAGCCUGGCCGCGGCGGCCCGCGACGCGUGCGCCCUCUCGCGGGCGCUGCUGUGGAGCGCUGCGGGCGCCGUGCUGGCGCUGCUGGGCGCCGCGGCCGCCGCCACGCUGCUGCGGCGCCACGUGCGCCUGCGCCUCAAGGCCGCGCUGCUGGCGCGAGGACUCUGCCUGCGCUGGGCCGCGCCCGUAGACGACCUACACUGCACAUAUGACGCGUUCCUGUCGUACUCGCACCUGGACAGCGAGGUGGCGGACGCCAUCGUGCGGGAGCUGGAGUCCGGAGCGCGGCCGCUGCGGCUCUGCGUGCACCACCGCGACUGGCGCGUCGGGGACUGGAUACACGCGCAGAUCGCGGAGUCGGUGGCGCGGUCGCGCCGCACGGUGAUCCUGUUGUCGGAAAACUUCGUGCAGUCGUCGUGGGCGCGAGCCGAGUUCCGCGAGGCGUACGCGCGCGCCCUCAGCGACGUGAGCGCGCGCCUCAUCGUGGUGCUGCUGGGCGCCGCGCCGCCGCCCGGCCUCGACCCCGAGCUGCAGCACUACAUCGCCCACAACACCUACGUGCGCUGGGGCGAGCCCGCCUUCUGGGAGAAGCUGCGCCUCGCCCUACCGCCCGGCAAGCGUUCCAAUGCCGCUGCUGCGAAGGCAUCCGCCGCCCCCACUACGGCCCCCGCCACCCCCGCUACGACCGCCGCCGCCCCUGCCCAGCAUCGGCCGCCCCCCGCGUCGCAAGUGGCGCGCUCGGCGCCGCCCCCCACCACGCUUGCGCCAUCGACGCCGAUCGUCAAAUUUGCAAAGAUUCACUUCCCCGCUUCACUGAAACCGCCAAAGAACGAAACUUCCGCUUGCGCCUGAACCACCUGCGGCACUUUGUGGAAACCUCGUCCCUGGCACCUCAGCGCCGGCGCAACGCGGAACAUAAAGGCCGUAGACACACACCGCGAACGACCCUUAAAGAAGAUUAACAAAUUGUUGACAAUCCUAUGUGAGAUGGUUGGAUGUAAUUCCUGAAGUACUUAUUGGAAAAAAAGUAUUGUUAGAUCGACAUAACCUAUAUUCUAGCCGGAUUGUAUAAGCCACCAUACCGGCCGUAUCGGUUAGUCGUUUUCAGGACCAUUUUGUAAUGCGGCUGGUCAGCAAUUAGCCGGAUUGAAUAGUACGACACGAGUGAAUGAAACCCAGUCGGAAUGUAUUCAGCGCUUUAUGAUGUUCGACACGGCCAGCCGUAAUGCAGCUGGUCAAUGGUUCCCAUUUUUAACACUAGCGACGCUGUCGGACAUUACUAAAAACAACAAGAAUACAGAAAAUGCGUCACUGAAAUAUGAAGUUAACAGUGCCUUAAAUAUAUUGCUAGUUAGGUACUACUAGGAGGUACCUACUUGCCAUUUUUCUUAUUAAAAUUGGUUUUUAAUGAAA
This is a messenger RNA of Pectinophora gossypiella (pink bollworm), 3811 nucleotides long. RefSeq names its product protein toll-like. The record is from RefSeq and is a predicted model, not a curated record. NCBI's taxonomy places the organism in Eukaryota, Metazoa, Arthropoda, Insecta, Lepidoptera, Gelechiidae. The coding region runs from base 248 to 3250 and encodes 1000 amino acids. Gene Ontology annotation, cellular component: membrane. Gene Ontology annotation, biological process: immune response; toll-like receptor signaling pathway. Gene Ontology annotation, molecular function: transmembrane signaling receptor activity; protein binding. The transcript is spliced from 10 exons.